AUGGUUAAACAUAUUGACGUGCUUAUUGUAGGAGCGGGACCAGCUGGUCUGACUACGGCCAAUUGCUUCAACGGCAGCGAUCUAACUGUACGCAUCAUCGACAAGAAGCCGGGCCCGGACCACGUUGGCAAAGCAGAUGGGAUCAAGAGCAUUUCGAUCGAGGUCCUGGACACUCUAGGAAUCGGAGAUGCCGUGUUCAGUGAAUCUCAGCGUGUCGAAGAGAUUGUUCUGUGGAAUCCCGAUGAGAAUGGCACUAUUCGACGCACGAUGACAAUUCCGGAUCGAGUCGAGGAGCUCAUGAAGCCUCGGGAGGUAUGUCUCGACCAAGGAAGGGUGGAAGGUUUGAUGGUUGAAAACCUCAACAAGCAAGGGAGCGUUCAAAUCAACUGGAACACUCAGCCUGUGGAUCUGAAAGUCAAUGUAUCUCAAAAAGAUGAUCCAGAGGCGUAUCCUAUUGCCAUCUCUCUUGAAAACAUCAACACGGGCAUUAUCGAAACACUCGCCGUCAAGUACAUAGUCGGCGGCGAUGGCGCUCACAGUUGGCUACGCAAGCAGCUGGGGAUCAAACUCACAGGAGAUCUGACAGACUCAACCUGGGGUGUACUUAAUAUGGUGCCCAAGACCGACUUCCCUGAUAUCCGCAAGGUGUUUGUCGUUCACUCUGUCAACGGCACCGUAAUGGGUGUUCCUCGGGAGUCUAAGAUGGUGCGCUUCUACAUCAGCAUGGACGGUGGGAGCAGGCACACCUCUAUUAACGUUAAAGAUAUCACGGCGGAAAACAUUAUCGAGGCGGCUCAGAUUAUCAUGGCCCCAUACAAACUGGAGGCUGCCAGAAUACCAUGGUGGUCCGCGUACUGCGUCGGCCAACGGGUAGCAGAUAGGUUCUCCCAUAGUGAAAGGGUGUUCCUAGUAGGUGACGCGGUACAUACCCACUCGCCAAAGGCUGGCCAGGGUAUGAAUACCAGCCUUCAAGAUGGAUAUAACAUUGGAUGGAAAUUGCGGUACUGUCUAGAGCAAAGCGCAAGCAGGGAACUCCUCUCCACAUAUCCAAUCGAAAGAAAGCCAGUGGCUCAGGCACUCAUUGACUUCGAUAGAGAGUAUCUAGAAACGUUUGCCCGGUCUGACAUCACACACGAGGAGUUUCUCGCGGCAUAUCUCGCUGGCCAGAGAUUUACCACUGGAACGCAAAUCCAGUAUCCGGAAUCAUUGAUUGUGAAAGGUCGCAACGCCGAGAGCACAUCACAUCUUGCUGCUAAAUUGGCAGAGGGUGUUCGUCUACCAGACUUACAAAUUGUCAAUCAAUCAGACGGCGUUCCGGUGAAGUUGUACCACCGGCUCACCUGUGAUGGCCGAUUCCGAGUCCUCGUUUUUGCCGGCAACCUGUCCAACGAGGCCUCCCUAUCUCGCCUCAACAACCUGGGAGACUGGUUUGAGAAAUAUCUGCCGGCGUCCUCUGGGCUAGAGAUUUUGACUAUUCAUAGCUCGAAACGUGAAGAGGUUGAACUCAUGGAUCUGCAUCCCAGUUUCCGCCCGUGGAGCGAGGAUGGUUGGGAUUAUUGGACUAUCUAUGCAGAUGAUGACAGCUAUCACGAUGGCCAUGGAAGGGUGUAUGAAAGAUGCGGAAUUAACAAAGAGGAAGGCUGCCUUAUUGUUGUCAGACCGGAUGGUUACAUUAGUACCAUUCGCCGCUUAAACCAGACUACCGAGAUACUCGCAUUCUUUAGCGGUCUAAAAGGUAGUAAGGCGCAAUCUGGUCAGGCCACAGAGAGCUUUCAAACAAGGCUAUAA
Clonostachys rhizophaga is the source of this 1788-nucleotide messenger RNA. The record is from the annotation of a GenBank genome assembly. Lineage: Eukaryota; Fungi; Ascomycota; Sordariomycetes; Hypocreales; Bionectriaceae.